Molecule: messenger RNA, 981 nt
Organism: Saccharomyces kudriavzevii IFO 1802
Lineage: Eukaryota; Fungi; Ascomycota; Saccharomycetes; Saccharomycetales; Saccharomycetaceae
Exons: 1
Coding region: 1-981 (326 amino acids)
Molecular function (GO): protein binding
Source: RefSeq, a predicted model, not a curated record
AUGGGAGAUAUAAGAACUUUUGUUUUUGCAGUAGAGGAUACAGAAACGACACAAGGUCUGCGUAAAAUAAUUGGUCGGUCAAGUCAGGAUCAGAAGACACUGUGUGGGCCAAAUAAUCUUUAUUUUGAUGAACCAGAAUUAAGCAAGAAACAUGCCGUACUGUGUAUCAAGACACCAAGACCAAAAAUCCAGAGCAUUCCUUGCUUAGAACAACUUCGAAUAUGUAUUCGAGACUUGAGUGGCAAGGGCGGUACAGUAAAUCUAGCAUCCGAUGGACCAGAUGAUGAGAUUGAUUUGAAAAGUGGCGACACUUUUGGCCUGCUUGCAAUCACCAAUCGCUCUUUACAUGAUGACCAUACUUUAGCCGCCAAGUUAAUUUUUCGAAUUGAACUUGAAUAUUUUGAUGAAGAAAAGGAACUUGUCAAAUGUACGAUUAUGAAUGUGACCUUUCAGAACAGUGGUGUAGCGUUAUCUUCUCCUGUUAACUCAUGUAGGUUAGCAGACGACUACGACUCAAGUUGGUAUGGGUUAUCUGAGGCUAGUAUACACGCGGGACCUGCAGAGGAGGGUUAUGAGACUAAGACCAUUAUGACUCGAGGAGGUAGAUUUUCCAUUCUUUCACUUAAGAAAAAAGGCAGCAAGUUAUACCAGAAGACUAAUGGUAUGAGUGGAAGGAAGCUUCUUGAAACAAAUUCCUUCAGAGAAGAAAUCUAUGCAUGCGCUGACACAGAUACCACAGGGGAGGAAGAAGAAGAAGAGGAAGAGCAAUUAUUAGAAGUAGAAGGAGAGGAAGGAGAAGAAGAAGAAGACAUAGAGCUCGAAAUAAUCGGGGUAAAAAGGACAAAAGGUAGACGCAAGACGGAAAAAACGCCUGCUUCUUUCUCGAGAAACAAGAGAAUUACCACCCCACCUCAACAAUCCAACAGCAUAUGGAUAUUACUAAUAAUAAUUUUGCUUGUUGAUCGCUUACUAUCAUAUUAG